This is a messenger RNA of Aspergillus tanneri, 633 nucleotides long. RefSeq lists its product as uncharacterized. The record is from RefSeq and is a predicted model, not a curated record. The transcript is spliced from 2 exons. Bases 1 to 633 code for a protein of 210 amino acids. Lineage: Eukaryota; Fungi; Ascomycota; Eurotiomycetes; Eurotiales; Aspergillaceae.
AUGGAACUCUCUCAGGCCUCAGAUAAGGUAGAAAAAGUCACGUCUCUCCACCGAAGCGAUACAACCUAUACAAUUGAAACACGCUAUACACACAUGCUUCUUGAGGAUAUUCCAUGGUUCUACAAUGUACUCGCUGGUGCUGCGCAUUGGGCAUUACUCGCUGGAUACUUAGUAGUCCCUGGCACUUUUACUUCACUGCAGCGAUCUCAUUCUUUAAAGGAAGACUUGGAGAAGACAGAAGCUGGUCAGGUCAUUCUCAAUACCAUUCAGAAUCCUCCGUUGCUCGCGAUUGCGUGCUUUUUCAUGGUACUUGGUGCUGUGCUCAUGGCCUGGCUUUCAUGGGAGCGAAGAAGCAACUAUAUAUGGCUUAUUAACAAAUUAUUCGCUCCAACUUUUCUCAAUGCGUUAGCUGGAUUGAUCACAACGCUCGUCAAUGUCUAUACUGCACGGGAGGGCGAGUGGUCAAUCAUGGCCGUUCUGACAACCAUCGUCACGGGACUUUCUGUCUCCGGCUCCCUGGCGCUUCUCAUCAUCUACCAAUUCGGGAAGCUUGAAAGUGUCAAGAAGGAACAUGAAAUGGAGAUCAAGGCUGGCUUCCAGAGGGUCAGCCCAGGAUUCCAAGGAAGCUCCUGA